This is a messenger RNA of Sebastes umbrosus (honeycomb rockfish), 1844 nucleotides long. RefSeq lists its product as uncharacterized. Bases 239 to 1558 code for a protein of 439 amino acids. Lineage: Eukaryota; Metazoa; Chordata; Actinopteri; Perciformes; Sebastidae. The transcript is spliced from 2 exons. Gene Ontology annotation, biological process: protein deubiquitination. Gene Ontology annotation, molecular function: cysteine-type deubiquitinase activity. The record is from RefSeq and is a predicted model, not a curated record.
UCACACAGACACAAACUGGUGUAUCACAUUAACUUGAUCUGGAUAUUGGCAAUAUCGAGACCAAACCAAACCAAACAGGACUGUUCGAUCACGGAAAGAACAGUUUUUUUUUUCCCCCUCUGAGUUUCACAAAUUCAGACAAAUUCUCUCAGCAUAAUGUUUCUGAGUUUGGGUUUUCUUGUGGGUGCUUUAGUCACUAAGACUGUCAGAAGGCUCCUUGAGCCAUACCUCAGUCAAGAUGACUGUUCAUGCACCACAAACGGAAGAAAUUAGUUCAGUUGAAGAAAUCAGUUAUGAUGAGUUGAGCACUGGAGAUGAAGAAACCAUCCUACCUGCAAGUUCCACUGACAGUAUCACCAUUGAAUCAGAGGCCGACCCAACAACCAGCACUGCUGGAGAAUGCGAAGUUGUUCAUGCACCACAAACGGAAGAAAUUAGUUCAGUUGAAGAAAUCAGUUAUGACGAGUUGAGCAUAGGAGAUGAAGAAAUCCUCCCACCUGAUAGUCCCAAUGACCAUAUCACCAGAGAAUCAGAGGCCGACCCAAGAACCAGCACUUCUGGAGAAUGUGCAUUUGUUACUGCACCACAAAUGGAAGGAAUCAGUUCAGUUCAAGAAAUCAGUUACGACGAGUUGAGCAUUGGAGAUGAAGAAAUCCUCCCACCUGCUGGUGCCACUGACCAUAUCACCAUUGAAUCAGAGGCCAACUCAAGAAUCAGCAAUGAGAUCUGCAGAUUUCCAAACAGAUUCAACAAUUCUUGGAUGAAUGCAACAUUGCAAGCUGCACUAAACCUGAAAGUUGUGCGGGAGAAAUUGAUGAAACAACAAACAGAGUAUUUGACACAACUCUCAACAUCAACAGCAUUUGUGAGACUGUUUUUGGAAGCCCUCCACAACCCAGGGAGGAGUUUCAUUCUACCAGAACUCGCUGAGAUUUUGGCAGAAUUGAGCUACACAGUAGAUCCAGUAAAUCCACUGGAUUUAUUAGAACUUGUGCUGGCCUGGUUAAAUGACUGUGGGGUACAAACAACUAUUCAGGUGACAGAGGAAUGCAAGUGUGAAGAAUGUAAAUGCGACCGUUGUAAAUGCAUCAUGAACCUGGGCAGCAUUCAUUUUCUACCAUCACCAUGUCCGUAUGGUUCAACCGCCUCUCUUCUCAGACAUGCUAUCAAUGAACGCCAGUGCAAAAGACACUGUGCCACAUGUAGCUCCGCAGCACAGAGACAAGAAGUGUGGGAUAACCUCCCUGACAUUCUCACCCUGAAUCUGUCUCGAGCGGCAAAUGCUGACCGUACGGUACUCAGAGGCAUUGUGGAUCCAACUCCCCACAUAGUAAUUCCUGUGGGAGAAAACAAAACACAGGUCUACUCCCUGUCCUCUGUAAUUUGUCAGAGAGACAGUUUCGAAGUCUCCGGGCACAUGUGGUCCUAUUUGUUUUCAGGUCCUAUGAAGGGUACUACCAUCAAGGCUGACGAUGAUCGCAUAUCAGUCGUAUCAGGACACAUGCCAGUUGACAUCUACAGACAUGGGAUAAUUUACCUCUAUGAGAAGUGCACUUAAGUUGCCUCUGGAGGAGAGGAUUAGCAUGUUUUUUUUUUUAUUGUAUUAUAUAGUUGUCUGUCUCUAUGUGUCAGCAGGUGAUAGGCUGGCAACCUGUUCAGGGUGGGUGGACUCCGGGUGCUCCGGUUUACUCCCACAGUCUGUACAGUUGUAUUGUAUAAUUGUCUGUCUCUAUGUGUCAGCCUGUGAUAGGCUGGCAACCUGUUCAGGAUGGGUUUACUCCAGGUGCUCCGGUUUCCUCCCACAGUCUGUACAGUUGUAUUGUAUUGUAUUGUAUAGUUGUCUG